AUGGCGCGACCUCGUAGGAGGCUGAGGCCAGCGUGCUUUGUGAGAGUUGUGACUGUUGGGGCUGCUAUUGCAACAAUUGCGCUCUCACAGAAUUGGCGGCACAUAGGUCAAGGAAGUCAAGAGGCCAGUGUACUGUCAGCGGCAUUCUCUGAAGUGGCAGGCCAAGCCAGAAAGUCCAGUCCAGCCGACGUCAGACCAGAGGAACAGAGCCUCACAAAUGAAGAUUGGUGGGAAUCUGACUUCGAAAACCACAUUGAGCAGGUCUCUCCGGUAGAAUAUCAGCUUCAUGCUGGAGCUGGUGCCAGCCAUCCUGGUGAGCUGCAUCUCAACGCAGCUGGCCGCAUUGCAAAAGGCAGAUGGGCUACACCAGAUGAGUGGCAGUUGGAAUACCAAAAGCGUUUGCCCUCAUUGGCGCCCAAACUAUGGGGGUGGCAUCCAAGCUUCCGCAGCAGUCUUGCCAAGAGAAGUUAUGGAGCUUCACUCCGUUGGUCCAAGGCGCUGCUUCGUGAAGGGAAAGAAACGCAACCCGACGGCACGGGCUUAGAUGUAAAUCUUGAGACUGCCAUGCAGGCUCCCCGAGACUCCAAAGCUGAGAAAGAGUGGGAGCAGCGAGCAGAAGUCGUGUUCGGUCCUCGCGCACAGGCAAAAUAUUUGAACUUUAGUCUGCCAGUUGGAAUCAAAGUGGGUACUGUCAUUUCAUCAAAGCGGCAGGAGGGGGAUUCUGCGGAGAACGGUGUGUCAUCCAGAGCUCCAACAAUCUACGCAGAUAUCUCCUGGCCUGGUUUGAACGAGCUUCAAGGUUGGCUGGUUGAAGCACAGACGCUUCACCGUCGAUUGGGUGCCUGGACUGGGCAGAUGCGCCGGGGCUGGAGAAGCAAGGAGGUGCCAGAUCCAAAAACUGAUUGGUCUUUGCAGCACUUCCAGCAAUAUCGACCUUUUCGGCUGCCUUCCUUCGUCGGUGAUAGCAUGGCUUCCGCUUCGUCCUUUCUUCAAGGUUCUUUCAGCCGCUUGUUGGAGAGAUCACCCUACCAUCAAAUUCCCCGACCAGCUCCACGACCAGCUGUGAUACCUGCAACCAAGCUCAGAAUCGGCAGCGGUGGACCUGGUGCACUUCUAGGCCUACAAAGUGCUCAGUCGGGUCUUGGGGGCUCUGGGUUUGAUGGUGUUGUGGAAGUGAGCAAACUUGGCUGGGGUGCCAAGAUGGCAGUAGCCCUGGGUGUUGCUGAUGAAGGCUUUGGCCAACCUCGGUAUGCCAUCACGGCAAGCGGAGCUUGGCAUAACAAGACUUCUAUCCUGCACGAGCUUAAGUGGAUGCUGGCAGAGGGCCAGUGGGCAGGAAUAACGUUUCAGAAUGGUGGACCUGGAAGGCCACCACGAAUCAAUGCGGCUGUAGAGCUGGUUCGUUGA
Molecule: messenger RNA, 1407 nt
Organism: Durusdinium trenchii
Lineage: Eukaryota; Dinophyceae; Suessiales; Symbiodiniaceae
Source: the annotation of a GenBank genome assembly